GAGACACAGAUCUAUUUGCUGAAGAAAGAAGAGGGCGGUUCUCCCCGUCCUUUCCUCAACACACAACGCGGUCUCCUGUACUGUAAGACAUGGGACUGUGUCGGCGAACUCGUGGCCAAUGGCAAGGAUAUGAUGCUUCCGGGAGAAGACUCGUCCGUUUCCGUUAAGAUGUUGCGGCCAAUGAUCAUAGAACAGGGCGAUAGGUUCACGAUUCGCGACCGAAGCCAUACAAUAGCGACCGGUGUUGUGACCAAAGUGUUGCCGGAUAUGACUCCCGAAGAGAGGACUAAGUUUGAAAAGGGAAAGACUCGCAAAGAGAAGGAAGAAAUGGAGAGACGAUUAGCAGAAAUCGAAGAGGCCUUCAAAGAGGCUUAAAAACUGCACGACUUUUCCUAUAAUUGUAACCAUUUAUCACAUUUUCAGUCAAUUUUCAAUAUUUUAGAUAUUAUGUUAUAAACUGAUAGAAAUUCAUUUAAUUUAAUUGUACUUUCUUUACAAUUAUUGCUAAUUAAUAAAAAUAUCAAUAAAUUUUGACCCAAAAAUUAAUGAA
Medioppia subpectinata is the source of this 550-nucleotide messenger RNA. The record is from the annotation of a GenBank genome assembly. Lineage: Eukaryota; Metazoa; Arthropoda; Arachnida; Sarcoptiformes; Oppiidae.